UGCGUAUGUAAUGUGUGAUAUCUGAGUACAUAAUAUAAACGGGAAGAUAUUCUGUACAUAGAUGAAAAUGUAUUGGAUGGAAUUUUAAAGAAAUUUUACAGUAUGGAGGAUUUAAAAUGUAAAUUUUUUGGUCUUAUUAAUAAGCAGAAUGCAAUCAAGAUUCCACUUAUGGGCUUACAUCCGGAUCUACUUAAUCCAACAGAAUCACAGAAACCAGACGAUAUACAAUCAGAAGCUGACCAAUCAACAGAAAGUGAACCUAUUCCUGAUCAAGAUAUAUUAGAAUCUAUAGAAGAGAUUUAUUUUAAUACAGACCAUAAUUUUGAUCCUUGUAGACAUGAAUUAGUAAAAUUACCAAAGGUAUUACAAUCUAAAGAGAUUGAAAAAUGUUAUAAAAAAUUGAAACAACAACAUCAAGUUGUUUCAAAGAAAGUUUUACAACUUAUUUUACAAAAGCAGAAUGCUUGUAACAAAGAGUUUGGGAAAAUUUUAUUGAUACAAGAACAACUACAAGAUGUGUUGGAAAUCUGUAGAAUGGGAAGAGCAGAUUUAAAAUUAGCUGAAAGACAAUUUACUACAGCUAGUUUAGGAAUAUUAGCAAAUUAUCAAAAAAGGCAAAUUGUAGAAGAAUUAUUGAACAACUUAAAUACUAUAAAAACAUUGCAACGUACUGGAGAUAGAUUGCAAGAGUUAUUAAAUGAAAAGAAUUAUCCUAGAGCAAUCUCAUUACUUUUAGAAUGUCAGAGUGCUGCACAAACAUAUAAACAUUUCCAUUGCAUUGCUGCUUUAAAUAAAAAAUUACAGGAUAUUUUAGAACAAGCAGAGGAAGCUCUAGAUAUUACAUUAUCACAGAUGUGUACACAAUUUGAUGUGACAAUAUAUACAUCAAUUCAAGAAGCUUACACUCUAUUAGGAAAAACUCAAUCUGCAAUGGAUCAGUUGCAUAUGCAUUUUACUGCUGCAAUUCACAAUACUGCAUUCUCUGCUGUACAUUCGUAUGCAGGUGGAGACACAAAGAGGCAGUAUAAACAACUUUGUCAAUUAGUAUCUCGUGAAAAUUGCAUUAAUUGUUUAACAGAAUUAUGUAAAUCAUUAUGGACAAUAUUGAGUUCUUAUUAUUUAGUAGUAAAUUGGCAUAACACACAAGAAAAUACAAUUAAAUUUAAUACUGAUAUAAAAGAUUUAGAAGAGACUUUUAGCAAACAGUAUGUGAAGCAUAAAUUAGAAAAUAGUAUGAUUCGAGUCUGGCAUGACGUUGAAAUGAAGAUAUCAAUAUUUUUAAUGAAUGCUGAUUUAACUUACAUUAAAUUUGAACAGUUUGUUCAAGUUUUAGGCAUAGUUAAUAGAUUAAUGGAAAUUGGAGAGGAGUUAUGUGGUUUCAAAUCAGAAAAUUUACAAGAAUCUAUAAAGAAACAAUCAUUGUCAUAUUUUUUUCAUUAUCAUGCAUCAAGACUAGAUGAACUCAGAAUAUUCUUAGAAAAUGAUGGAUGGGAAUUGUGUCCUGUUAAAUCAAAUUUCGUAGCAACUCAAUUACAGGAAUUUAAAAGUUUAAAACCAUCAUUAAAUAAUUGUAAAGUAUGGAAUAAUUUUGAUAAUUGUAAUGUUGGUGAAAAUGAUAGCCUCAUGGGCAUAGAAUGGAUUCAGAAAUAUUUAGAAGGAAGUGCAUCUCCAUUUUUUAUAGGUUUAGAUGAUACAAUGGACGAAGAUAUCUUAAUAAGUAAUGAUAAUAAUCCUCCUGCGUAUUUUUCUGAUGAAUCGGAUGAUGACAUUCCUGAUGAAUUAAAACGUGAAUAUGUCGAUGAUUCAGAUCAUGUUAAAACAAAUAAAAAAAAGUGUAAACUAAAGGAAUCAGGACCUAUGGUUACAAAUACAACACUAAGCAUAUUGCGUGUUUGUGGAAAAUAUUUGCAAAUGUCUAGAUUAUUACGAUCAAUCGCAGUCACUGUUAUACAAAGUAUGAUACAGUUUUAUGAGUUAUGCUUCUAUACUGUACACUCAUUUUUUACUUCCGAUUUACAAAUAAAUAGUGAUUCUUUAUAUAGUCCAAAAUUAAAAUUGUCUUUGGCAAGAAUUAAGGAGAAUUUAAUCCUUUGCGAAAAUGAUACAGAAGAUAAUAUUAAAUUAAACUGCAAUAAAGUACGACAGCCACAACUUUCUUCCAUUGUAAAUUUAUCACAACCGGAGAAACUUCACGGUUUGACGGAACGUAUCGUAGCCGUGGAAUCUUUGGUAUUUUUAGGUCGACAAUACGAAAAUUUAAAGCCAUAUUUGGAACAUCUUAUUAGUGCUAGCCCACAACGCGGUUUCCUUCACCAAUUUUAUAUGCAAACGAUAGCAUCGACAACGGAUUUACGGAAACCAGUAUAUAUGGCAGUUGCAUCUCAAGCAAUCGAUGUUGCAAAUAUUUUAAAUUUAAUGAAUAAAGUUAAUUGGGAAGUGACUGAUGUUAUGUCUCAGCAUAGUGGAUAUAUUGAUGCACUACUUCAGGAAGUAUAUGUUUUAAAUGAAAGAUUGAAAAGUAUUGGAAACUGUCUUCCUUUAGCAGAUGAUGUAUAUAAUGCUGUCUGGGAAAAUGUAGCACAUCUAAUAACUCACACAUUGGUGGAAGGAUUUUCUCAUGCUAAGAAGUGUUCAAAUGGAGGCAGAGCACUAAUGCAACUUGAUUUUACACAAUUGAAAUCAAAGUUUGAAACAAUGACCUUUUUAAGACCAAUGCCUCACAGAGAAUAUGUUGAAUUAUAUAUUAAAGCUUAUUAUCUUCCAGAAAAUAGUUUAGAAGAGUGGAUAAAAGAACACAAGGAGUACUCUGUAAAGCAUUUAAUUGGUUUGGUUUCUUCAGCUUGUCAAAAUAAUAAAAAAACUCGACAGCGUUUAAUUGCAUUCAUAGAAGAACAACGGCCUAGUAGAUAG
Messenger RNA from Eufriesea mexicana, 2910 nucleotides. RefSeq names its product vacuolar protein sorting 50 (gene Vps50). The record is from RefSeq and is a predicted model, not a curated record. Gene Ontology annotation, biological process: retrograde transport, endosome to Golgi; endocytic recycling. Gene Ontology annotation, molecular function: SNARE binding. The transcript has 10 exons. Lineage: Eukaryota; Metazoa; Arthropoda; Insecta; Hymenoptera; Apidae. Gene Ontology annotation, cellular component: EARP complex. The coding region runs from base 103 to 2910 and encodes 935 amino acids.